Molecule: messenger RNA, 759 nt
Organism: Protopolystoma xenopodis
Lineage: Eukaryota; Metazoa; Platyhelminthes; Monogenea; Polystomatidea; Polystomatidae
Source: the annotation of a GenBank genome assembly
ACGAAACUCCGGCCUUCAUGCGAUCCGUUGCUGACUUUUGAUUGCUCUGGCACUGGUCACGGGCCUUGCUUUCCCCUUGAUCAGGUCUGCGACGACCGGCCCGACUGCCCAAACGAACUUGAUGAGAGGCCCGGUCUAGUCGAUGGAGCCUGUCAACUGGAUGCUUGCUAUCCCCUGGAAGGUCGUCCUAUUUGCCCGGAUCGCUGUGUAAAUCAUUGGACUCAUGCCUAUUGUCCAUGUCCGACUGGCAUGCGGCUAGUUGGUAGCAAUGAAUCUACUGGUCCACUCUACAUAUGUACGGACAUCGAUGAGUGUACCGAGGCAUUGCCAGUGCCUUUAACUAUUUUUAAAUCCACCAAUGGACAGCAGGCUUGGAAUCAUGGUCACCUUUGUGACCACUACUGCGUAAAUCAGCCUGGGGGUUACUCUUGCACCUGCCAGCCAGGCUAUGUCCUUGAGUCGGAAGUUUCUGAUCCGUCUGUUGUGAAUUCUACCGGGGUGAUGCCAACGACCUGGGCUCUCGCUGUCCCAGGCUCAGCGGUACCUAACGUGCCACGCGCCUUCGGUCCCAUAUGGCCUCUGCCGCGAAAUUCGCGGCGUUGUCUGGCCAUUGGCGACAAAGUCCUUAUCGUAGCAAUUGGGCUGGCUCUGAGUAACUAUCAUCUGGAAGCCGGGACUCCACAAGAUAUGACUGAUGUUGGUCGCCUUACGGUCGGUAUUGACUUCGACUUUUAUGAAGGCAGGGUGAGCUACUUUUAG